Ipomoea nil (Japanese morning glory) is the source of this 1544-nucleotide messenger RNA. RefSeq names its product monodehydroascorbate reductase. Gene Ontology annotation, cellular component: cytoplasm. Bases 108 to 1412 code for a protein of 434 amino acids. Gene Ontology annotation, molecular function: flavin adenine dinucleotide binding; oxidoreductase activity, acting on NAD(P)H. Lineage: Eukaryota; Viridiplantae; Streptophyta; Magnoliopsida; Solanales; Convolvulaceae. The transcript has 10 exons. The record is from RefSeq and is a predicted model, not a curated record.
GUCUAACCUCUACAGUCUACUAUUGUCUCAAGUUUGUCCGUACGGAUUCCCAUUUCUACUAUAAUCGAGCUAAGGAGCGACCAAUAUCUGUUCGUUGAAUCGGAGCUAUGGCGGAGAAAUCAUUCAAGUAUGUGAUUCUCGGUGGCGGCGUUGCUGCCGGUUAUGCUGCUAGGGAAUUUUCCAAACAGGGAGUUAAGCCUGGUGAACUAGCACUUAUUUCCAAAGAGGCAGUGGCUCCAUACGAACGCCCAGCUCUUAGCAAAGGGUAUCUCUUUCCUGAAGGUGCUGCAAGACUCCCAGGCUUUCAUGUAUGUGUUGGGAGUGGAGGGGAGAGACUACUCCCUGAGUGGUACACAGAGAAAGGGAUUUCAUUGAUCCUUGGUACAGAAAUUGUGAAAGCAGAUCUUGCUUCAAAGACACUUACUAGUGCUGCUGGAGAAUCAUUUAAAUAUGAAGUGUUGAUUAUUGCAACUGGUUCCACAGUUCUAAGGUUGUCGGACUUUGGUGUACAAGGUGCUGACUCCAAAAACAUCUUCUACUUGAGAGAAAUUGAUGAAGCAGAUAAGCUUGUUGAAGCAAUAAAGGCAAAGAAAAAUGGAAAAGCUGUUGUUGUUGGGGGAGGGUACAUUGGACUUGAACUCAGUGCUGUGCUCAGGAUGAACAACAUUGAUGUUACUAUGGUAUUCCCAGAACCAUGGUGCAUGCCUAGGCUUUUCACAGCUAGCAUAGCAGCUUUCUAUGAAGGAUACUAUGAAAACAAGGGAGUCAAAAUCAUCAAAGGUACUGUAGCAGUUGGGUUUGACACCCAUCCUAAUGGGGAGGUAAAGGAAGUUAAACUGAAGGAUGGUAGGUCAUUGGAAGCUGACAUUGUAGUUGUAGGUGUUGGUGCAAAGCCUCUUACAAUAUUAUUUAAAGGGCAAGUUGAGGAGGAGAAAGGGGGAAUUAAGACUGAUGCUUUCUUUAAGACCAGUGUUCCUGAUGUAUAUGCUGUUGGUGAUGUAGUCACUUUCCCUUUGAAGCUAUACAAUGAGCAGAGACGAGUUGAACAUGUUGAUCAUGCUCGCAAAUCUGCUGAACAGGCUGUAAAGGCCAUUUUUGCAAGUGAAAAGGGGGCAUCCAUUGAUGAGUAUGACUACCUUCCAUACUUCUAUUCUCGUGCCUUUGAUUUGUCUUGGCAGUUCUAUGGCGACAACGUAGGUGAAACAGUGUUAUUUGGAGAUAAUGACCCAAAAUCUCCAAAUCACAAGUUUGGACAAUAUUGGAUCCAAAAUGGCAAGGUUGUGGGUGCAUUCUUGGAGAGCGGGACUCCGGAAGAGAACAAGGCUAUUGCAAAAGUUGCUAGAGCUCAGCCUCCUGCUCUUAGCUUGGACGAAAUGGCAAACCAGGGUCUCUCCUUUGCCUCUAAGAUCUGAAGCCUUCUGUUUCUUUCUACCCAUUGUUUUCCCUAUGUUGCUUGAAUUGAUAGAAUACAUAUAAAUAAACUUGAUGGUUUCAAGAUAUCUGCUUUUUAAUGAUUGGAUUUCAAUGAAUUACAAGUUAUUGAA